AUGCGGUUGUUAACUCGAGCUGCCUACGCGACGCUUUUCCUCGCGUCCCUUGCAAUCGCUCACGGUGACGAUGAAUCAAUGGAUAUAGAGAGGGCAAUGAGCAUGGAUAUACACGCUACCGCCAGUGCAGUAACUCCAACAGCUUCCGUCUCACACAAUGCCCAAAACGAAGGUCCCACGAGCUACUUUUCCUAUGGCCAGCACUCGAGCACCAUCCUGGCGCACAUUACGCUCAUGACCCUGGGCUGGUGCUUUAUUCUUCCUGCAGCCGUCAUACUUAGCAUUGGCCGGUCGCGCCUUGCGCUCCCGUCGCAGUUCCUGUUCCUGGUCUUUAAUGCCAUCGGUCUGCUCUUCGGAAUCAUCUAUAAUAGCCAGACUCCCGAUCUGUACGAGAAUAACGCCCACCACAAGAUCGGCUGGAUUGUGACAUUGGUCAUCAGUGCGCAGGUCGUUCUGGCCUUGAUAUUUGCGUAUGCUGGUCGUGGCGAGUCCAAGCAGCCGCAAUCGAGAUGUUUUAGUCGCGCUACGUUCCUACCUGUCGCUACAGAUGAGCAUGAGUGUCCUUGCUCAACUAGGGCUAUGCACGAGUACUGCUGGUCCCGCGAUAGUGACCAGGCAACUGAGCCUAGCUCUUCCAUUCGCAGCCCUUUAUCGCCGUCCUGUGAGUACCAAGCCGAGUUCGACGGCUUUGUCAAGCCGGAGGAGCUCCAUCCGAAGAUUUCUAGUUUACGUGGCUGGUUUUACAAAUCUAUUGUCGAUCGGUUCCUCUUGAAGUGCGUACGUGGAAGAGUCUCGAACCGUGCCCUACGCAUUUUAAAUAGCGUAUAUAAUGUGAUUGAUCGGAUCAUUCUUCCCUUUGGCUUCAUUGCUACUACCACUGGAGCUGUUACUUAUGGUGGUAUCUUCCAUGGUAUCGAGAUCUUUAACGGUCUGGCGCACUUUAUUAAAGGUGGAAUCUUCUUCUGGUAUGGUGUCCUCACUCUUGGACGGUUUAUCGGAGCCUGGGCGGACUUAGGAUGGGCCUGGAACAAGAAGCCCCCAGCGUGUGUCGUCGGCUGGAAGGCAAAAGUCCCCUCAGGCGAGUUUGUGGAGUCGUUCGUCAUCUGGUUGUAUGGUGUUACCAAUGUCUUCUUAGAGCACCUGGCCGGCAAGGGGAAAGAGUGGUCCGCGACCGAUAUGGAGCACGUCUCAAUCUCUAUUAUGUUCUUCGGUGGUGGUCUUGUCGGCAUGCUCUUUGAAUCCCAGCGUAUUCGCGACGCGCUCAACAACACCUUGCUACAAUCCCCUACCUAUGAUUCUGGCGAUGAGAAGUGGCAGCCUCCUGAGUCACAGGGUGUUCCCCUUAACCCGAUGCCAGCUCUUAUCAUCCUGCUCCUGGGUAUGAUCAUGGGAUCGCACCACCAGGACAGCAUGACUUCAACUAUGGUGCAUAAGCAGUGGGGUCAUAUGCUCGUUGGAUUCGCGAUUGCUCGCGGAAUGACAUAUGUUCUGCUGUUCCUGCGCCCACCAACCUCGUACCUCCCAGCUCGCCCUCCCACUGAGAUCGUGGCUGGUUUCUGUCUUAUGUCUGGGGGGCUCAUCUUCAUGCUAAGUGCCCGCCAAGUGAUUGAAGCCAUGGAGUUCUUUGAGCUGGACGCCAUGUUCACCUUCACCGUGGGCAUGGGCUUCACAGCCUUCGUUAUGUCGCUGGUGGUUCUGACCAUCGCAAUAAAGGCGUGGGCAGUGAAGCGCGAGCGAACACAAGAGCAACGGCUAUCCUCCAGAUGA
This is a messenger RNA of Penicillium antarcticum, 1767 nucleotides long. RefSeq names its product Ytp1 family protein. The record is from RefSeq and is a predicted model, not a curated record. NCBI's taxonomy places the organism in Eukaryota, Fungi, Ascomycota, Eurotiomycetes, Eurotiales, Aspergillaceae. The transcript is spliced from 3 exons. Bases 1 to 1767 code for a protein of 588 amino acids.